AUGGCCACCGUUACCGUCGCCCGACCUGUCCAGCCGGACAUCCAGUAUGCCCCAGACUACGAAAAGUACCAGGCCCGGGUUGCCCGUCGAUCCCAGGAGCCAGGUCUCCCCAAGACGCUGCCCGAGGGCCUCCCGGCGCAGUUCAAGAGCGACCUAGUCUGGGACGGGGCCACGCUGGCCAACGAGUACGACUGGACAUACGUCCUCCAGCCAGAGCAGCUCGACGAGCUCGACACCGCGCUAGCUCACUUCAAGUCCCUGGGUCUGUCGCUUGGCCACAUCAACCAGGAGACGUUCCCGCUGCCGAAGCUGCACGCCGAGCUCCGCAAGCUCUCCUACGAGCUGCACAACGGCCAUGGCUUCUUUGUCGUGCGCGGGCUCCGCGUCGACGAGCACACCCGGGAGGAGAACAUCAUCAUCUACGCCGGCCUCUCGUCGCACAUUGCGUCCCGGCGCGGUCGCCAGGACAGACAGUACGACGGCAAGCCGGCCGACGUCGUCCUAACGCACAUUAAGGACCUAACGCUCACUAAGGAAAAGGGCCAGAUCGGCAGCCCUGCGUACACGGCGGACAAGCAGGUCUUCCACACGGACGCCGGCGACAUAGUCUCGCUGUUUGCGCUGUCGACGGCGGCCGAGGGCGGCACGAGCAAGCUGGCGAGCAUCGCGCGGGUGUACAACGAGAUCGCCAACACCCGGCCGGAUCUCAUCCACACCCUCACCCAGGACUGGCAGUUCGAAGUAUUCGGCACCCCUCAGAAGGCCUUCACGUCACGGCCUCUUGUGCAUUACCAGGCCGCCACCGACACGACUCCCGAGCGCUUGGCCGUCCAAUAUGCGCGGCGGUACUUUGUCGGCUACGGCGCGCUCCCCCGAAGCGAUGAGAUCCCACCCAUCUCCGAGGCGCAGGCUGAGGCCCUCGACACGCUGCACUACCUCGGCGACAAGUUCGCGGUGAACCUGGACUUCCAGAAGGGGUACAGUCAACUACACGCCCUGAGUCUAUCGAUGACCCCUACUGAAACCAUUACCUAG
Molecule: messenger RNA, 1035 nt
Organism: Colletotrichum higginsianum IMI 349063
Lineage: Eukaryota; Fungi; Ascomycota; Sordariomycetes; Glomerellales; Glomerellaceae
Product: TfdA family Taurine catabolism dioxygenase TauD
Exons: 3
Coding region: 1-1035 (344 amino acids)
Molecular function (GO): oxidoreductase activity
Source: RefSeq, a predicted model, not a curated record